Olea europaea var. sylvestris is the source of this 943-nucleotide messenger RNA. RefSeq names its product probable phospholipid hydroperoxide glutathione peroxidase. Gene Ontology annotation, biological process: response to oxidative stress. The coding region runs from base 223 to 726 and encodes 167 amino acids. Gene Ontology annotation, molecular function: glutathione peroxidase activity. Gene Ontology annotation, cellular component: cytosol. The transcript is spliced from 6 exons. The record is from RefSeq and is a predicted model, not a curated record. Lineage: Eukaryota; Viridiplantae; Streptophyta; Magnoliopsida; Lamiales; Oleaceae.
GGAUUGGACAAUGGUACUCCCACGCGGCAUAGCAUCUUUUCGUCACGUGUAACUUAUCGUCUUCGCAUUCACGAUUCAUCCGUAAAAGCGAACCCAGCUAACUUUACUGCUUAUUUCUUCGAUUUUUGUAAGCCAAUUGAAACGAGGUCUAUAUUUUCUUGCGUUUCCUCUCUUAUUAAUUCAACGAAGAGUUUAUUGUGGGAUUUGAUAUCAUAAUACACAAUGGCAAGCCAACCCCAGUCCGUGCACGAAUUCACUGUCAAGGAUGCUAAAGGGGACAAUGUUGAUCUCAGCAUUUACAAGGGAAAGGUUCUGCUGAUUGUCAAUGUUGCAUCAAUGUGUGGUCUCGCCAAUUCAAAUUACACCGAGUUGUCCGAAAUAUAUCAGAAGCACAAGGAUCAAGGUUUGGAGAUAUUGGCAUUUCCUUGUAAUCAGUUUGGCUCUCAAGAACCUGGCACAAAUGAAGAGAUUCGAGAGUUUGUGUGCACCCGCUUUAAGGCUGAAUAUCCUGUAUUUGACAAGGUUGAUGUAAAUGGUUCCAAUGCUUCUCCAAUAUAUAAAUACCUGAAGUCGAGCAAAGGUGGGAUUUUUGGGGACAGUAUUAAGUGGAACUUCUCCAAGUUCCUUGUUGACAAAGAUGGCCAUGUUGUUGACCGCUAUGCUCCCACCACAUCUCCUCUUAGCAUCGAGAAGGAUAUAAAGAAGCUGCUGGAAAAGGUGAAGUAACGACUAUGGUUGUCUUGUUCUGAACUUCAUUUGCUAAUAAACAUCCUAAUGAGGAUUCUUGGGAGGGUUCUGUUUGAGUAUUUACAUAUAGUUUGGAAUGAAACCUUUAAAAGUUGUUCUUGGUGUACUUUUGCGAGAGUUUCUUGCGUUGUUUAAGAUCGGAUUUGCGUAUAUCCUGCAAUUCUCUUUCGAUUAGUCUGGUUAUUAAUUAAUUUUA